AUGGUCGUCACACAAUACCGGAAUGUUAGUAUAAACCGCCUCGCAUUCUUCAUGACACCCAUGCUCACAGAAAGCUCAACAACUCCCCUAACAUCCCUACAAAUUGUUGGACUAUUUCUACAUUCAACCAGUAUUCCUUACAGAAUACCAUUGCCCGGACUGCACAUACACAGGUCCACAUGGGCGACGGCAGUGCGCACAACGGGUAUGUGUUGGCUCUCUACGCUGGAACCAAAUAACAGACAUCAAAGCGCGCGCACCGAGAAGUUCGGCGGUGUCGGGGGAUUGGUAUUUGGGAGAAAAGGAGUUUCGGGGGGUGAGGGAGUAGUGAAGGUGGAGUCGAUAGGGCUGUCUUGUUUCACGGUGGGAAUCCGGGGUGGGCGGGGCGUACCUGAGGCAAGUGGUGGGGUCCUUUGAAGAGAAGCGAAUAUCGCUGAGGGCCAGAAAUGCUAUGAUAUUUCCCUUGUGAUUGACAGCCUGUGCCAUCAGGCAAGGAAGGGAGAUAUCGCUGCUGUGGGCCUGUACUGCGAUUACCUUUCCAAACAAGAGCAGACAAUCACCAACAUGAUGGGAGCUAUUCUGAGGCAGCAAGUAGGUAGAGGGAACAUCCGGAAAUAUCCGCGCGGGACGUUUCAUAAAGGGAAAACAGUUUGGUGGGAGGGGGCUGAGACUCCCGGACCUGAUGGGAGUUCUAAGGGCCGCCAUUGCCCCGCUACCCCAAAUUUUCAUCUGUACCGAUGCGUUGGACAAGUGCUUACCGAAGAAUGUGCUAGAGCUCCCCAGGCAGCCGAGAGAAGUUAUUCUGGAGUCCCCGGGACGUGAACAUUCCUCACCGGGAGGCCCCACGUUCAAAGAUAUUUCACCAAGGCAGUUGUGAUACCCAUCAGCCCAAACACGGUUGAUAUUGGGAACUAUCUGGCCAUGAGGUUAGACAGGGACCCCGAGCCGGGGGCGGUGAAUGAUGAUUUACGGGCGGAUAUUGUUAGAAUUACCUUGGAAAGGAUAUCAGAUAUAUUCCUACUUGUUUCACUAAGCAUCGACUGUACUUGCUACACAAUGGGCCAAACCACGAUAGCCUUGUCUUCGCCCCCUUGCUGAAUUGCAAGCUAGGCCAAAUCUGGUAUCAUAUGAUUUCAAGGACGGGCGUAUUCGAAAAGUGAAGGUUUAGGGCUUUAUUUUACGGUACGAUAUAUAGUCUGCAAAAAGAGAUCGGCGGAUGAUCACUUGGUGGUAUUGAAAGAGAAAUUGGUGGAAGGAUAUUACUGUAAACUGACAACUUGAGGAUAUAGAAGACGAGCGUCUUAAGCUUAACUUAGUAUUGUAUCCAUCCCCACCCGUUGCCUGAGGCGGGCUGUGCUAUCGCCGCCGCCCGGGGAAGGAAAAAAUAGCUAUGAUAUUGACAAAUAAUAGGAAUGGAGAACAACGAGAAAGGAGAUGACAUGGACCGAGUCUGUCUAACCGGAUAUCCAAGAAAGGGAAAGGUGGAGAAAAGAAAAAAAGAUCGAAAGAAGAUGCAGAGCAAAUAGCGAGUCGAAACAGGAAAAAACACUCUCUAUCAAAGCCUAUUAACACUGUUCGGCAAUUAGUUAUGGAGCGGGAAUAUUUCAGGUAACGAAGGAAGAAUGUAAAUGGGAAAAGCCGAAAGACAGGCAGUCGAUCGCAAGUGAGAGAAUCUACCGAGUGAUGCUAGGGUGGGCGCCAGCUUUCCCGAGGGAGGUGCUAGAAGCUUACAGGUCGCAUGGACUGCUCGGUUGAGGGGGGU
Tuber melanosporum (Perigord truffle) is the source of this 1762-nucleotide messenger RNA. RefSeq lists its product as uncharacterized. The transcript is spliced from 4 exons. NCBI's taxonomy places the organism in Eukaryota, Fungi, Ascomycota, Pezizomycetes, Pezizales, Tuberaceae. Bases 1 to 417 code for a protein of 138 amino acids. The record is from RefSeq and is a predicted model, not a curated record.